Ilex paraguariensis (yerba mate) is the source of this 357-nucleotide messenger RNA. NCBI's taxonomy places the organism in Eukaryota, Viridiplantae, Streptophyta, Magnoliopsida, Aquifoliales, Aquifoliaceae. The record is from the annotation of a GenBank genome assembly.
AUGGACAUAGAUCAAGAUGCUCAUUCACUCUUCACUCCAGAACUCGAGGAAGAAAGAGAUCAGAAAGAAGACAGGGCGCGUCUACAGAUGUGGAAUACAGAUGCUUUGUCGAUGGGUUGCCCUAGGCCACCACCGAGCAGUCCCUUGAACAAGCCUUUGAUGAUCUAUUCAAAGAUCAUCAAUGAUCGCGAGAUUGGAAGGUCAAGGGGAUUUAGGCCCUCCUGCAAUGACAUUGAUCUCGCCAAUGGGGGUCUUGAUGACCUCGGUUCCCGUCCUUCGGCUACCUUCUAUUUAUCUUUGCAGUCAUUUGAAACAAAAUGCAACAAUCUUCCUCUUCGGAUCAAAGAUUCUAUUUGA